GCCCCAACGUGUACUCUCUGCCCAACAUGACCGGUCGCACCACAGAGUCGCACAAACGGUCAGCACCGAACUACACACUGGUCGGACGCAGCAAACAGGGCGGCUUUGACGAGGACUUGGCCAGGACCCCUGGACCAGGCACGUACAAGACCCCCGUGCCCAACAUCUACAAGAACGCCCCGCCCCAGUACAGCAUGACCAGUCGCAACGUGAUGCCAGGGGACGGGACAGUCAAACCUGGACCCGGCGCUCACAGUCCAGAGACUGUAUACAUGACCAAGAAGCAAGCUCCAAAAUUCAGCUUCGGCAUGCGGCACACGCAAUACGAGGCCCCCUUGAUCGUCAACCCAACAGAAGAUUAACCUCCUCCCUAUCUACUCUCUUGCGCAAGAUAAACAAGACAAAUCUAUUGCUGGUGAUCGCAUCUUUCAGGGGGAGACGAAGAAAAAACUGGGGAAAUUAUCAUGAUAACCAAACUUUGUUGUUUUUUUUCUCAUAUGUUUUGUGCAUUGUCUGAGCAUUUAACAUGAUCAUGUGACCAUAAGUGGGCCAGCGAGGGUCUGUGUCUGUGCUGUUGUGUGGAGCGACAAAUAUACAUGUUACACGGAUAACAACAUUAGCUGCAACAACAGCAACAGCAACAACAACAACAACAACAACAACAGCGUGUUACACAGAGCUCUUAGCUCCCAUGUAUUUUUUUAAUUCAACUUUUAUAUGGAGGGAAAAAUGAAUAGAAAAGUGAAAUCUGUUACUACUCUCUACAACAGUCUGACUAUCACUUUAUUGUUUCUGUAUUUUUCUGUAAAUCGAUGCAAGAUUUGAGGCUAUAAGUUUGGCCCCACCUCGGAAUGAUACAGAGCAAUCAAUCUCCAACAUUUCACUUUUUGAUGUAAUUCUGUAUUUACAUUUUCCUGGCUUGUCAUAUUCAUUGUAUGCAUGAUAUUGUUUUCUUGUUUUCUAGAUUAAAAAACAUUUUUCUUUCAAGGAGAAUGGUUCGUAUUGUGGUGGAAUGAAAGAUUGUUUUUUGUUUUAUCACCAGAAUAGCUUUUCAGAGAGAAAUACUUAAUUUCAAAGUGAUAGACUCAGAAGCAUUAAAGUACCAGUAGCACACUUUUGUAUUGGCAAGCUGGAGAAGAAAUCCGAUGUCUGAUUUCCAAAGACGCAAUGAGCCCCACUUUUUGAUGUAAGCAUUGGGUUGUUUUUAUCUGUAGGAGUGUCACUCAUAAAUGAGGAACAUAGUUUGAGAAAAAAAAACAGUGAAUACUCAACAUUUUUUUCAGCUCCGUAGAAAGUUCUAGUAUUUCUGGAGUAAACGGCAUCGGUAGUUUUCCUCAGUGGACUUGCUUUCAUUGGUUGAAAGAUUUUCACCUGGACCAAACGUCUAAAAAGCUUUGUAAAUUGCUUGUAAUAUCAAAACAGUGGAAAUGCUAGAGAACAUAUAAUGUCCAAUUAUCUCAGUGUUAUGAGUGUUGUUAGUUUUUUCCAUUUUGUAUUUUAAAAAUGAGUUUAUGUGAUCUGAUUUUGUACAAAGUUUCUGCUGUGGAAGAAGUUUCAUUCUGCAUUGUUAAAAGAGCCCAUAGCACCGAAGGUGUAAAGUUUUUUACCUGUUUUUACCAAAAGUGUAUUUGUUUUGUGUGAUAAAUUUUAUCGAUGACUGGUAGAUAGAUAGUGGUAUGACUUGUGUCUCUUUCAUGAACUGUUACAAAGCCGCUUGCCUCUGUCACAGAGCUGUGCUGUGUGGGAGGGGACACCCUAGGGCAGCCUUGCUCCGUCUUGGAGGAUCGAGGAUCUUUAUGAAGAUCAAAGGUCAAGUGACAGUCCAGGAGAAGCCAACGGUCAACCCCCUGUCUACGUCCAGCCACUUUUGCCUAACACUUUAUUCUCAGUAUUAGUGAACCCGCCACGGGGUUAAAUCGGAAAUUAUUUAGAUCAGCAUUUCUUCCAAGCUCAGGUGUUUGUGCAUUGAGCAGUUUGUAUGUUGUGUUUUCUGGUCUUCGAAGGUCUCAGUGCUGGUAUCGAAGUAUUGUGCACUGUGUGCUUCUCAAGUUUUAUAUUUCUAACACAUAAAUGAACGUUCAGCCUCUCCAGUUUUGCUUUGGUCGUUCAUGUUUGUUGACACUGCGGCCAACCCACACAGACAAUCGGGGACAUCUAUUUGUAGCUAUGCACCGUAUUGUAUAAUGCACCGUAAAUGUGCCAGAUUUUUAUUUACUAUGGUAGUAUUAUCUGAAAAGAGUUGAACUUUUCUUCUGGAUUUUGUAUUAAGAAACUUUUAUGGGACCUGCAGAGAAUCUUUUGUGAACAUGACAUGUGCAGUCUUGUGUUUCUGACAAAACCAAACAGAUUUUUCUGUUGACCAGUGCUCUCUGGGUGAUCUGUAGAGGGCAUGCUGUACAGUAAUUUUAGAAUGUUGAAUUCUCUUUAAGUCUUGAACAAAAAAGCAAACAAGUUUCUGACAGGAUGUGGACACAUGGUAAAUAUCAAGAAAUGUUUUUCUCCAAGCUUGUAGGCUUUGUCAUUGAACAGAGUAGCAGAGUAGAAGUAAACUUUCAUCUUUUUCUGAAUGAUCAUGCUCAACUUAUUAAUUCAUUCAUAGCAUUGUUUAAAAUCAAAGUGUGAGAUUAUAUAUUGCAUUACAACAGUCUUCUAUCAAGUGUAUACAAGUCUUCUAUGAGGCAUAAGAAGGUGAUCAAGUGGGGACAGAAGUGUAUUGAUUGAAAAAUUUACUCCUCUCAACAUCCACAGUAAGUGUAAGCGAAUGUGCUGGGACUUUUGAGAGACUUUUACAUUUUUUUUUCUGUCAGGCUGCGGAGAUUCCCUGUAAAUUCAGGCAUGGGCAGUCGUGUCAAAGUCACUGGCCGGAUUAAGCGAUUCAGAAUAUCUUGUGGGCCAAAACGGGAGAAAACUGGGUGAAAUUGGUUGAAAUACCCAAGCUCUCGAAAUUGAGACGAAAACUGACACUAUAGCAUAAUGUGACGCAAGAGCAUUUUAUGAGUUUAAAAAAAAUUUUGAUCUAUUGCUUCCUUGUGGGCCGGAAACUACUGAUAUUAAUUUCCAAGACAGACAGUUGUUUUUAUUGAUUGUCAACUCAUCGUGGGCCACAUUGAUCAUUAAUUGGAUGUGGCCCCUUUGCCGGAGUGGCCUGCAGGUCGUCUUAGUUUGCCCAUGCCUGCUGUAAUUCCUCAAAGCUCAAGUUUGUUUCUUUCUGUAUUUGCCUCCAAAAGUAUUCUGUACAGUCUGUGAUAAAGCAUGGACUCUCCUAAGUAUUAUCACUUGCUCGCACCAGUAUUUUUGUAUUAUCACUCCCUCUUACCAGUAUUUUUACUUUUAUUUUCAUCGUUUUAUGUGAAUAUUUUUAUCUGUACCCUUGCAUUGUGUCAGUAAAUAUAAUAUUUAUACUUG
Molecule: messenger RNA, 3405 nt
Organism: Aplysia californica (California sea hare)
Lineage: Eukaryota; Metazoa; Mollusca; Gastropoda; Aplysiida; Aplysiidae
Product: outer dense fiber protein 3
Cellular component (GO): cytoskeleton
Source: RefSeq, a predicted model, not a curated record